AUGAGAAAAUUCAAAAAUGUUGAUAGAAUAUGGAUCUUAAAAAAAUAUCCUACAGCAGAACUCAUCACGCAUGCUUCAUUUUAUAUUUUUAGGCUUACCGUUUUUAUUAUCAUCCGUGCACUAAACUUUAAUAUCAAAGCAGUCAAUAAAAGAACAAUAACAGGGGCGAAUAAUAUUAUUAUAAGCAUUAUAUUCUCACUCUUUCUGGUGUUUUUUGCUCUUUACAACAUUUUCACAGAGAAUAUUUACGGGUAUUACCUAGCUACCAUUUUAAUGUUUCAUAACUUCUUAUUGACCAUAGCAAUGGCAAUACUGGCACAUAUUAAUGUAGGAACUAAAACCAGGUACUGGUACAUUACUCUGGUAAUUGCUCUAAGUUAUAUUCUAGAAAUGUGCAUUUCCACAGUCUUUAUUCACAAGAAAAGGGCCGAGAGCAACAAAGCUCUUUUUCAAAGGAUAGGCGCUGAUCAAACGAUCAAUGAUAUAUAUUCACUGAGGAAACGCAUCGAAACACUCAGUUCAAUAAAUCUGUUUCUCCCUGCGGUAAUAAUACUGAAGAUCUAUUUUACGCCCAUUAUAUUCGUACAGAGAUUUGAGAACAUCACUUUUGCAAUAUUAAUUUUAACAGCAUUGCAGCAUGUGUUUACCUAUGCGAACUUCUACGAUGAGGAUCUGCUACAAAGAAGGAUAGCAAUAGCAAUCACAAUCAUCAAAGCAGUAGUUAUUAUAGUGUUGAUUGUUUUAACAUCGCUAAACUAUGCUAAUUUGAUUGCUAAUGGCCGAGAUAUACGCAUUAUAUUGUAUGCUGAUAUUUUACUGGUAACGCUGAUGUUUCUUUAUUGCCUGUGUGUGGAUAUGAAAAGUUUUGGGAAAGGCUUGAAAAAGCACAUUCUGUUCAGGACACGAAAGCUUACACUUGGAUAG
Vittaforma corneae ATCC 50505 is the source of this 924-nucleotide messenger RNA. RefSeq lists its product as uncharacterized. The transcript has a single exon. The record is from RefSeq and is a predicted model, not a curated record. Bases 1 to 924 code for a protein of 307 amino acids. NCBI's taxonomy places the organism in Eukaryota, Fungi, Microsporidia, Nosematidae.